Colletes gigas is the source of this 551-nucleotide messenger RNA. RefSeq lists its product as uncharacterized. The record is from RefSeq and is a predicted model, not a curated record. NCBI's taxonomy places the organism in Eukaryota, Metazoa, Arthropoda, Insecta, Hymenoptera, Colletidae. The coding region runs from base 66 to 473 and encodes 135 amino acids. The transcript has 4 exons.
CAACCAAACACACUUUGCACGCUCGAGGAUAUCCUUAGACACUCGUUACCGAAACCAACGGCAAGAUGCAUCCUGCUAGCUUCGCCCUUCUCGCCAUUGUAUGUGGCUGCUUCGUUUCGUACAUCGUCGCUGAGGAUGUCUUGCCAGCGGAGAAUCUGACGCCGGUCCUCGACAGCAGCUUCGCCAUUCAAACAGAGAACGACGCAAGCGGAGCGACGCUUAACAGGCAAAAAAGGACCCUUCUGUUGAAGAAAAAGCUUCUCGGUGCAGGGCUUCUUGGUUUCGGUUUAGGCGUUGCAAAAGGAUACAAAUUUGGACAUUAUACCGCACCGGAAGUGCAUCACGUUUAUCUGUCGCCGCCGCCACCAUCCGUGAAAUACGUCGAAUACGUCGAGAAACCAAUUUUCGUCGAAAGGAUAGUGGAAAGGCCAGCGCCAGUUUUCAGGGAGUCUGCUCCAUACGGCGCCUGGUAACACGAUCAAAAUUCAACGGACUCGACAACCUGAAACUGGAGAGAGGAACAAGAAUCGUUAAAUACUUAAAAUUCUCAU